CAAAAUUAACACUUUUCUACUAACCCCACGCCGCUUCAUAUUCUCACAACAGAAGGACAAAACAAAACACAAUGAAGUUCAGCAUAGAUUUCUCCCUGCUCUUCCCUCUCGCCUUCUGCCUCUCUUUCCUCCCUCUGCUAAACGCUGCCGAUGCCAAUGCCACAGCAAAAUUAAUCGAGAAAGCCUGCAAGGACGCAGAGUACAAGGAUCUCUGCAUCCAGAGCCUCCAGGCAGACGAAGCAAGCAAAGAUUCCGACCUCCGCGGCCUUGUCCUGCUCGCUAUCAGGCUUGCCGGUGCCAAUGGAUCCGACACGUUGGACUACAUCAAGAAGAUUCAAAACGAUACGUCAGAGUCGGAGCCCGCAAUCGAUCAGUGUCUCAAUGAAUGUUGGGAACAUUACCUCUCGGCGGUGGAGCAGCUGGACGAUUCGAUCGCGGCGCUGCUGGCGGAGGCCAGCAACGAUGUGAAGACCUGGGUGGAGGCGGCGAUCAUCGAUGCAGAGUCGUGUGAAGAUGCGUUGAAGGAGUAUCCCGGAAAACAGUCUGUAAUUUUGGAGAGGAGUACCAUUUUCCGGAGGUUAUGCAGCAAUGCUUUGGCCAUCAACAAAGUUUGGGCGAAGGCAAAUUGAAAAACCACCCCGGAGUAUCGCCUAAUCUACAGCUCCCUUCCAACGCAAUAACGGCUUUUCUUUUUAUUCUAUGCAUAAUAUAGGAUUAACAAUGACAAUUUUUCCUAUGAAUAAUUUAUAGUAAAUUUUCUUUUCCAAU
Molecule: messenger RNA, 768 nt
Organism: Rubroshorea leprosula
Lineage: Eukaryota; Viridiplantae; Streptophyta; Magnoliopsida; Malvales; Dipterocarpaceae
Source: the annotation of a GenBank genome assembly